Molecule: messenger RNA, 6146 nt
Organism: Hemibagrus wyckioides
Lineage: Eukaryota; Metazoa; Chordata; Actinopteri; Siluriformes; Bagridae
Gene: tbc1d8b
Product: TBC1 domain family member 8B
Exons: 21
Coding region: 149-3562 (1137 amino acids)
Molecular function (GO): calcium ion binding
Source: RefSeq, a predicted model, not a curated record
UCUUUCCGUUUUGGCAGUAUUUCUGUCGACGUGGGAAACAGGAGCCGAAUACACACACACACACACUUUCAAGUUAUAUGAGUACACAAUUAAACACACUUACACACAAACGCACAAAGUGACAUGCGAAAUACAUGCGCGUGCCGACAUGUGGCUCAAACCGGAAGAGGUGCUUUUGAAAAACGCGCUGAAAUUAUGGGUGACGGAAAAGUCCAACGAUUAUUUCAUCCUGCAGCGGAGGAGAGGCCACGGAGACAGCAGCGCAGGACUGACAGGUCUCCUGGUCGGGACGCUGGACACAGUGUUUGACUCCACAGCAAAAGUAGCACCAUAUCGCAUUUUACACCAAACACCUGAUUCACAGGUGUACUGGAACAUCGCUUGUGGUGCAUCCCUUGAAGAGAUUUCUCAGCACUGGGAUUGGCUACAGCUCAACAUUAUGAGAACUCUCUCUGUAUUUGAUUCUGGAGAUGACAUCACCAGCUUUGUUCAGGGCAAGAUUAGAGGGUUAAUUGUGGAGGAGGAUAAGGUGAGUGAGGCGGACCCUGAGCGGUUCCGUGAGGCUGCGCUGCGGUUCGAGCGCUUGUUCAGUUUACCAAAGAAGGAAAAACUAGUCACUUACUUCUCCUGCAGCUACUGGAAGGGGCGUGUCCCAAAUCAGGGCUGGAUCUACCUCAGCACUAACUUCUUGUGUUUCUACUCCUACUUACUGGGCAAUGAGGUGAAGUUGGUGUUCUCCUGGUGUGAGGUCAGCAGGUUGGAGCGGUCCUCGAGUGUGUUGUUAACAGAGUGUAUCCGUGUCUGUGUGAAAGAAGAGGAUCACUACUUCUCCAUGUUCCUGCGGCUGCAGCACACAUAUGAGCUCAUGCAGCAGCUUGCAGACUAUUCCAUUGCACGUAUGUUCGACAAGGAGACCUACAAUACACAACAUCCACUCAGGGACCCACUACACAUUACUCAAAGGUCUCUGGAGGCACAUAUGAGGAGUCAGGCUUUCCGCUCGUUCUUUCGUCUUCCACGCAAUGAAAAUUUGUGUGAAGUGCACGAGUGUUUUCUCUGGCUGCCAUUCAGUCACACACACACACUUGGGAAGAUCUGUGUGUCUGAGAGAUACGCAUGCUUUUCUAGCCAGGAUGGAAACCAGUGUACUGUCAUCAUACCCCUGUGUGAGGUGGUGAGUGUGGAGGUCCUGAACCGCAGCAGUCGUGCACUGAGUGUGUGUGUACGCGGUAAACGAGCUUUCCGUUUCUCAGAGGUUCGUGAUUUGGACCAUUUGGCCUCCACCAUUCGCAAGUGUGUGACAUCAUCAAGUCCUCAGCAUUCCCACAGUGCUCAGCUCUCUCUGUGUGAUGAUGAGGAGGAGAUGAUGGUGGGCCAGGUUCUGGUUCCGGUUCCAGCCGUCAGCACUGAGGCUCUAAUGAAUGUUUUUCAUCCACAUGAUGCUGAAAAUCUCGACCCAAAAAUGCUGAAGGAGCGAAUGAAGGAGCAGUCGUGGCAGAUCCAUUUUGCAGAGUAUGGCAGAGGAAGUGCCAUGUUCCGCACCAGGAAAACGAGGGAGCUCGUCGCCCGCGGACUUCCAGAAACACUGCGUGGAGAGCUGUGGAUGCUCUUCUCAGGUGCAGUUAACGAAAUGGCUGCACACCCCGGGUAUUAUGCGUCUCUGGUCGAUGAAAGUGUUAGCAGUUCGAUAGCGUGUGAUGAGAUUGAGCGUGACCUACACCGGUCACUCCCUGAACACCCAGCUUUCCAGAGUGACCGUGGCAUAUCAGCACUACGCAGAGUGCUAACAGCAUAUGCUAACCACAACCCUGCUAUUGGCUACUGUCAGGCGAUGAAUAUCUUGGCCUCUGUGUUGUUGCUGUAUGCGAGUGAGGAGGAGGCGUUCUGGCUGCUUGUGUCUGUGUGUGAGAGGAUGCUGCCAGAUUACUUCAACCGUAGAAUUAUCGGUGCCCUGGUGGACCAGGCAGUGUUUGAGGAAAUGAUGCGUGAUCACCUGUCCCAGCUGACAGAUCACAUGACUGAACUGUCCUUCCUCUCGUCACUGUCGCUCUCAUGGUUUCUGACGCUCUUCAUCAGUGUGUUAGCGAUCGAGAGCUCGGUCAGUGUGCUCGACUGUUUCUUCUACGAUGGAAUCAGAUUCAUCCUCCAGCUCGCCCUCACUGUCAUACACCACAACAUGUCCCGCCUCCUCCGCUGCCAUGACGACGCUGAGGCUGUCACUGCCCUCAACAGGUUUUUUGACGGUGUGGUGAAUAAGGACAGUCCACUUCCAGCCACUGUACAGCAGGCCACUGCAGUGACCAAUCACAGGGCAGAUCAGGAUACUGUUGACAUCAGCGACCUCAUCAGAGAGGCCUAUGAGAGAUUUAGUGAUAUUACGUGGGAGGAUGUGGAGAACAUGCGCAAACGCAACAAACUGUAUGUCAUUCACACACUUGAAGAGACGACGAAACAAAAUGUUUUGCGAGUUGUUGCCCAGGAUGUAAAGUUUGACAUCUCUCAUCUGGAGGAGCUGUACUUACUGUUUAAGAGGCAGCACUUCCUCAGCUGUUACUGGUCAGUGUGCAGUCCCGCACUGCAGAAUCAUGACCCGAGUCUGCCGUAUCUGGAUCAGUACCAACUGGAUCUGGACCAGUUUAGCUCACUCUUCACCUUACUGUUACCAUGGAAACAUGCCCACAAACACACUCUGGUGCACUCAGCGUUCCAGCUUGCGGACGAUAAUGGAGACGGACUGGUCAACUUUAAAGAGUUCAUAAGUUUGUUGGACAUCCUCUACAAUGGUUCAUUUACAGAAAAGCUGAAGUUUCUCUUUAAGCUUCAUCUUGAUCAAGCAGAUGCUCCUGUCUGUAAGGCUUUAAGGUCUCAUGCCUCUCCUGUCCCUGCUGAAGGUCUCUCUCUCUCUACUCGUCUUUCUGAGCAUGCUGAUGAUGGAGUGAUAAAGAAAAGUCCAGAACGAGCUCGUGGGAAGGUGGAUCUGCAGGAGUACCUGAAACAGUGGCAUGAUGAAUUACAGAAGAAAGAGGAGAACAUCAAAGACCUGCCUCGGAUUAAGCAGGCCGAGUUUGUCCUCCUGUCUAAGACUCUGUACAACAUUUUCCACGGUGAUGAGGAGGAGGAGCUUCUGUAUCGUGCUGUUGCUCGGGUAACCAGCUUGCUGCUGCGGAUGGAGGAGGCGGGGCGCAAACUGCAGAACAGCCCGUCCAGACCCGCUCCACAGGCCACACCCCAGGCACCACAGACCACACCCACAACACAACAAGAAGGCAACAUUUCCCCUCAGACACCCAGCUCUCUGACCACUGAUCACUCCCCUUCUCCUGAUACAGGCUCCGCCUCCUCAGAUACAAGCAGCCCUACAGGGACAGGCAGCUCCGCUCAGACCACACCCCCAGACACGCCCUCUUCUUCAGAUGUGAGCAGUGAUUGGAGUUUCUCAUUUGAGCAGAUUCUCGCAUCUUUACUGAAUGAACCCUGUGUUGUAACGUUCUUCGAGAGGACCACAGACACACACACACUCAUCACGUACGCACACACACACCAGCUCACAUCUGCUCUCUGAACACACUCAUCACACACACACUCAUCACGUACGCACACACACACCAGCUCACAUCUGCUCUCUGAACACACUCAUCACACACACACUCAUCACGUACACACACACACUCAUACACAUCACACACACACUCCUCACGUACACACACACACACCAGCUCACAUCUGCUCUCUGAACACACACACACUCAUACACAUCACACACACACUCCUCACGUACACACACACACACCAGCUCACAUCUGCUCUCUGAACACACACACACACACACACACUCAUCAUGUACGCACACACACACACCAGCUCACAUCUGCUCUCUGAACACACACACACACACUCAUCACGUACACACACACACACCAGCUCACAUCUGCUCUCUGAACACACACACACACACACACACACUCAUCACGUACGCACACACACACCAACUCACAUCUGCUCUCUGAACACACACACACACGCACACAUCACACACACCAGCUCACAUCUGCUCUCUGAACACACACACACACACACACACACUCAUCACGUACACACACACACACCAGCUCACAUCUGCUCUCUGAACACACACACACACGCACACUCAUCACGUACACACACACACACCAGCUCACAUCUGCUCUCUGAACACACACACACACACACACACACUCAUCACGUACGCACACACACACCAACUCACAUCUGCUCUCUGAACACACACACACACGCACACAUCACACACACCAGCUCACAUCUGCUCUCUGAACACACACACACACACACACACACACACACACACUCAUCACGUACACACACACACACCAACUCACAUCUGCUCUCUGAACACACACAUCACACACACACUCCUCACGUACACACACACACACCAGCUCAGAUCUGCUCUCUGAACACACACACACUCAUCACGUACACACACACACACCAACUCACAUCUGCUCUCUGAACACACACACACUCAUCACACACACACUCAUCACGUACGCACACACACACCAACUCACAUCUGCUCUCUGAACACACACAUACACAUCACACACACACUCCUCACGUACACACACACACACCAGCUCACACCUGCUCUCUGAACACACACACACACGCACACAUCACACACACACUCCUCACGUACGCGCACACACACCAACUCACAUCUGCUCUCUGAACACACACACACACACUCAUCACACACACACACCAGCUCACACCUGCUCUCUGAACACACACACACACCAGCUCACAUCUGCUUUCUGAAUGCGCGCACACACACACACUCAUCACACACUCAUCAUGUACGCACACACACACCAGCUCACACCUGCUCUCUGAACACACACACACACUCAUCACACACAUACACACACACACACACUCAUCACACACACACACACACACUCAUCACGUACGCACACACACACACACCAGCUCACAUCUGCUCUCUGAACACACACACACUCAUCACACACACACACUCAUCACACACACAUCUGCUCUCUGAACACACACACACACACACCCUGUUAGGAAAGCUGUCUGUUUUGAUAAAUCAGUUACAAAUCUGAUCACAUUAGCAUUGAUGAAUAUGCAAAUGAAGCACUGAUCUGAGACAGAAGUGAGUUUCUGAGUUAGAUGAGGAGUUGUCUCCUGUGUGUGUGUGUGUGUGUGUGUGUGUGUGUGAGUGAAUGAGAGUCAGGUGUUGUGUGUAAUGUGUUAUGCUUUUGUCAGUUUUAAAUAUUUAAAUGAACUUGUGUGUUAUACAGUGUUACUAUGCUGUUGUGUGUGUGUGUGUGUGUAUGGGAUGAUUUAUGAAUAUUAAUUAGCAAGAAACCUCCAAAGUGCUUCAGCAGAUUUAUGUGACUUGGCUGAUUAGCAUAAUUAUCAUUUAAUCACUGAUUAUUAAUGAAUCUUUUAUUUUUUAAAGAUAAUUAUUUAUACCAAAAAUCUGAACAUUAGUAACAGAUUGUUUUUAUCUACUCUUAGCUUAUACAUAUUAUACAUAAGAUCUGUAAAUUGUUCAUUAAUUAUGAGCACACACACACAACACACACACACACAACACACACACACACACACACACACACACACACACAACACACACACACACACACACACUAGAUAUUUUGCCAUAACAAUAACUGACAUUCUGUUGAAGAGACAUGUACUGUAUAUAGAAUAUGUAAAUGAACUUGUUGCCAAUCAUGAAUAUAAUCUGGAGAUAUUUGUCAUGUGACCCGUGAUGAUCAGAGUCAGGGUUCGAGUCGGGUUCUAAUGAUUUGUGUGUUUUAAACAGCUCAAUGUGGCACUGACAUCAUCAUCAUAUACGCAUUAUAUUCUCACAGAUUUUUUUUAAGCCUUGAUGUAAAAUUUUUGCAGCAGCUUUGUUAAGCUCUAAAGAUGCAUUUUAUCCACGCACACACACACACACACACACACACACACACACACACAUCAGGAUGUUUGUAAUGUUUUAGUGUAGUGUGUCUGUGUGUUUUGUGUUUUAAGCCACUUUAGCAGAUGUGAUUUAUGUAACCUGUAAUAAAAUAAAGGAGAAAAAUAAAAUGAAUGAAGGGAACUAUAAUGAA